AUGACGGUCAAGCUGGACUUUGAAGAGUGUCUCAAAGACUCCCCCCGCUUCAGGAGCCUGGGUGUUCACUUCUCCAAAGUACGUUCCCUCACUCUUGACUCCUGGGAGCCAGAGCUCAUUAAGCUGAUGUGUGAGUUAGGAAACACAGCCAUCAACAGGAUCUACGAGGCGCGUAUUGACGUGAUCACGAUCAAGAAGCCACACCCCUCCAGUCCCAGAGGGGAUAAGGAGUCAUGGAUCCGGUCAAAGUACGUGGACAAGAAGUUUAUCCAAAAGCUGCCGGAGACGGGUCGUAACCCUCUGCUCAGGCGUUCCAGUGCCCGAAGGAACAGGGCCCCGACCCAAGACCGGACCGCUCAACGGCCGGCCCUCAAACCCAAACCUGGCCGCGCAACUCUGCCCCGGCUUGCAGGACUUAGCCCCAGUGAUGUGGAAAAGAACAAUGCUGGUUUUCAUAAAGAUGGGGCGGAGGAUGAGGAGGAUCUCAGCGGACUCCACCCUGGGGCGCUGCUGUAUCGCUCGGCGGCGCUGCAGCACUUCCCCGUCAUGGCCGACGCGCUGGCCCACGGCGCCGACGUCAACUGGGUGAACGUCGCCGAGGAGUCCAGCACCCCGCUAAUACAGGCUGUCUCUGCGAAUUCCUUGGCAGCCUGCGAGUUUCUGCUGCAAAACGGCGCCAACGUCAACCAAGCAGACAGCGCCGGGAGGGGACCGCUGCACCACGCCACCAUCCUGGGUCACACAGGGCUGGUGUGUCUGUUCUUGAAGCGAGGAGCAGACUACAAUGCCAGAGACAAGAACGACAAAGACCCCAUCACUAUUGCCGUGGACAACGCCAAUGCCGACAUCGUCACGCUGCUGCGGAUCGCCAAGAUGAACAAGGAGAUGCGAGAGAUGGACGGAGCGUUCGGCCAAUCAGGUGAUGAGACCUAUCACGACAUCUUCAGAGAUUUUUCACACAUGGCCUCCAACAACCCCGAGAAGCUCAAACGACGCAGUGCCGACCCCAAGACCUAAAGCCAAGUCUGUACCUUAUUCCACAUCGGACCCCCGUCCCAUGCCUCAUAAGCAGCCAUGUGCCAAUGACUGCAGAAAUCAUGCAGUACAUCUUCCUUCCAACCAUUGCCACACCGGGUGAUUUCACACUAUAGGAAGUCCUCGUUAGUUGAAAAGGUAUGCUUUAUUGGUGGGAUCACCUGCUGCGGUUAUUGGUUGGCGCCACUUCAUGGCACACGAUUGCCGAUGUGGGUAUUAGAAUGACACGGCCACUUGAAGACACCCACAUGAAUGCUCAUACAUGGCUACACACAUGAGUGCAUAUGCAGAACGUACUGGUGUACAUGUUAGGACUGUCUACACACGUGCACGCACGCACGCACACACACACACACACUCACAGAUAAUCCCCCUUGGCGGCCUGCCACUGGUUAGCUCAGCUCAGCUGGUGUUGACUUCAGAGGACAGUGAACCCUUUGUGUUGGAAUCCACAGGCGAGAACAAUUGCAGCCAAGUGGAGCAAGUGGGAAGCUUCAGGAGAAACCGGUGUUAACGGGGGCUUAAUAAUGUCUGACAGAGGACGGCACCGCAACUCUGCCCCGAUUUCUUAUUCAAGUCCGUUUUGCCUCUUAUUCGCUCCUCUGCCGGCUCCGCAAACCAAACAGGAACCGUGUCUGAAGGUUUUUUUUUUUUUUGAUAGAAAUGAGUUGGAUGCAAACUGCCACUUUAGUUGUUUCCUGUUAAAUGUUGGCAUACUUUCUUUUUUCUUUGAUUACGGUUUUUGCAUAUUGUUAAUGGUGGGUUUUCUGAGCCAUGAGAGGUACUGAUAGCUCAUGAACAAA
This is a messenger RNA of Lampris incognitus (smalleye Pacific opah), 1838 nucleotides long. RefSeq names its product ArfGAP with coiled-coil, ankyrin repeat and PH domains 1 (gene acap1). Bases 1 to 1017 code for a protein of 338 amino acids. The transcript is spliced from 10 exons. NCBI's taxonomy places the organism in Eukaryota, Metazoa, Chordata, Actinopteri, Lampriformes, Lampridae. Gene Ontology annotation, molecular function: protein binding; GTPase activator activity. The record is from RefSeq and is a predicted model, not a curated record.